AAUCCCACCAGAAACAUCGAGUCCUUACCGGCCGUUAUUAGAGUGCAAAUACCGAAAUCGAAAUUUGAAGAUAGUUUUACGAGGACAUUAACCAUGAAGUCAGGUCAAGUCGUUUGGAUCGGAGUGCUGCUGUUUGCAGCAACUGCCAAUGCUCAGCUGCUGUGCUAUCAUUGUGAGGAUUGUGGCAUGGGAACUGCACCUGUGGUAAUGCCCUGUGGGAUGGAAAACGUUCCACCAGCAGCGCCAACUCCGCAACCUCCCGUUACGCCUCCAACGUUGCCAACAGAAGGGCCAACUGCGGCACCACCUCAACCGGGACCGGAACCUACACCUCAGCCCACCAUUCCACCGGAAAUCACACCUCCUCAACCUACCUCUCAACCGGAACCUCAGCCUUCCCCGCAACCGGAACCAACUGGAGAUCCGAUUCUGACUCCUCCACCAUUGCCCACCACAAUCGCUCCUACCAUGGCUCCUCCCCCACCCCAGGGAAAUCCCGGGGAUCUGGUCACCCCGCCCAUCACGCCGAUGCCGGGUUUCGACUCCCGAUUGAUCAUCCCCUUGGAUCCCGCUCCUCAACAGCCAUUUGUCUGCACCACCGUCCGGACCAAUAACGGUAUGCGGGACAUCGUCCGGCGUGGUUGCGCUCGCCUUGGCCAGAAUCAUGAUCACACCUGUAGCAGCCUUUCCGGAGGUCAACACCAGCAGUGCUCCGUUUGCAUGACCCAUCUGUGUAACGUUUAGUUUUAGUACUUACACGAGCAUAGCAGAUGAAUUUACUCAUGAUUACAUGUGAUUUCGAAUCGAAUCCUAACUACUAGUUGUUAUUUGCCGCCAAGGCACAGUUAUGAACCGGUUAGUUGCGCUAAUCGGAUAUCUAUGAAUAUUUAUUUAGACUUUUAAGGAAAGUAAUCGAUAAGCGUAGUGAAAUUAUUUUUUACCUGAUGUUUCGGAGCAAUUAUCGUUACAAUAUAUGAAAAAAUUAAAAACCAAAGGAAAUCCCAAUAAACAUUACAAUUGUACUCACAAUUCAUCAA
Uranotaenia lowii is the source of this 1037-nucleotide messenger RNA. RefSeq lists its product as uncharacterized. NCBI's taxonomy places the organism in Eukaryota, Metazoa, Arthropoda, Insecta, Diptera, Culicidae. The transcript is spliced from 3 exons. The record is from RefSeq and is a predicted model, not a curated record. The coding region runs from base 94 to 744 and encodes 216 amino acids.